Molecule: messenger RNA, 3100 nt
Organism: Manihot esculenta (cassava)
Lineage: Eukaryota; Viridiplantae; Streptophyta; Magnoliopsida; Malpighiales; Euphorbiaceae
Product: DEAD-box ATP-dependent RNA helicase 14
Exons: 9
Coding region: 189-2726 (845 amino acids)
Cellular component (GO): cytoplasm; ribonucleoprotein complex; nucleus
Molecular function (GO): protein binding; ATP binding; RNA helicase activity
Source: RefSeq, a predicted model, not a curated record
UCUCUUUCUACGCUUCUCUACCCUCCAGAAGAAAGCCUAUUUUUCUCUCUGCGAGGUGAUAGAGAAUCGGGGAGAGAGAGAAGAGAGGGAAGUUCAUUGUUACGUUCAAAGGACCAACGCGUUUUUCGCUUUGAUUGCUUCUCUCCUCAACCUCUACCGUUUGGCUUGUGUUGGUGGGUUCCUGUGCAAUGGCUGCUACUGCAACUGCUUCUUCUGCUGGUCCACGGUAUGCACCGGAAGACCCUACUCUCCCCAAACCUUGGAGAGGUUUAGUUGAUGGCAAAACUGGUUACCUUUAUUUUUGGAAUCCGGAGACUAAUGUUACUCAGUAUGAGAGGCCUACUAUCUCAGCUCAUUCAUCAAAGUCUUCUUCAGUGCCCAUAAGUUCUUCGGUUCAAGUUCAGCAAUCUUCUCGUUAUGGCUACAGCCCUGUUAAAGAAGAUGAUAGGUAUGGCCGAGGCAGUAAUGGUGGAUCAAAAUUUGAUGCUGGAGUAAAGAGUGGCCAGAUUGCGAGAGGUGGAGCAGUUCAAUCUCAAAAUUUUCCAGGUGGAACUGACAAUGGACCUGCUGGAUCUUCUGCUAGAGGACAUGGAUCAUCUGCCGGAGGAAGUGUUCUCCCUGUGGAGGCUUAUCGUCGUCGGCAUGAAAUUACUGUCACUGGAGAUGAAGUGCCCCCACCUCUUACAUCAUUUGAAGAUACUGGUUUUCCUUCUGAGAUUCUGAGAGAGGUACACAAUGCAGGGUUCUCUGCCCCAACUCCAAUUCAGGCACAAUCGUGGCCAGUUGCUUUGCAGAGCAGAGAUAUAGUUGCCAUUGCUAAGACAGGCUCGGGUAAGACUUUAGGUUACUUGAUUCCUGGGUUUAUGCAUCUCAAGCGCUGCCGUAAUGAUGCACAGCUGGGUCCAACUGUGUUGGUAUUGUCGCCAACAAGAGAGUUGGCAACACAGAUACAGGAUGAAGCUGUAAAGUUUGGGAAGUCAUCAAGAAUUUCAUGCACGUGCUUAUAUGGAGGAGCACCAAAGGGACCCCAGUUGAAAGAACUAGACAGAGGAGCAGAUAUUGUGGUUGCUACACCUGGCCGUUUGAAUGACAUACUUGAAAUGAGGAGAAUUAGCCUUAGCCAAGUUUCUUACCUUGUACUAGAUGAAGCUGAUCGGAUGUUGGACAUGGGUUUUGAACCUCAGAUACGUAAGAUUGUAAAAGAGGUGCCUGCUCGUCGCCAGACUCUCAUGUACACUGCAACUUGGCCGAAGGAAGUUCGGAAAAUUGCAGCAGAUCUACUGGUCAAUCCUGUUCAAGUUAAUAUUGGCAACGUGGAUGAACUUGUGGCUAACAAGUCAAUAACACAGUAUAUUGAAGUAUUGGCACCCAUGGAGAAGCAUAGAAGGUUGGAGCAGAUAUUACGGUCUCAAGAACCUGGAUCAAAGAUUAUUAUUUUUUGUUCAACAAAAAAGAUGUGUGAUCAACUUGCUCGCAAUCUUACUCGCCAGUUUGGAGCUGCUGCUAUUCAUGGAGAUAAAUCGCAGGGUGAGAGGGAUUAUGUUCUGAAUCAGUUCCGCACAGGAAGGUCUCCAGUGCUUGUAGCCACAGAUGUUGCUGCUCGAGGACUGGACAUUAAAGACAUCAGGGUGGUCAUCAACUAUGAUUUCCCUACUGGAGUGGAGGAUUAUGUUCAUAGGAUUGGGAGGACUGGGAGGGCUGGUGCUACUGGAGUUGCUUACACGUUCUUUGGUGACCAGGAUUCUAAGUAUGCUUCAGAUCUCAUCAAAGUCUUGGAAGGGGCAAACCAGCGGGUCCCUCCAGAGAUUCGUGAUAUGGCUUCUCGUGGUGGUGGGGGGAUGGGCAGGCCUAGACGUUGGGGUUCUGCUCCUGGUGGACGUGAUGGGGGGCGUGGUGGACGUAGUGAUUUUGGUUAUGGGGGACGAGAUGGGGGAAGAGGCAGUAGUUGGGGAAUGUCUAAUUCCUCUUCCAGCAGGCCAGAAAAAGGAGGUGGCCGUGGAUAUGAGCACGUGUCCCGAGACAGAUAUGGUGGGUACAGUGAUAGCUAUGAUAGAGGUCGUGGUCAUAGUCGGAGCCCUGAUAGGCAUGACAGGGUUCCACCAACACGUGAACGGUCUCCAGUGCAGAGUUUUCACCAGGCAAUGAUUGAAAGAGGUCGAGCAACCUCACCAGCACAAUACCAAAGGGAGAGGUCAAGAUCCCCUCGUGGUGGUGGCAACAAUUCUCACAAGGUACCCAAUCGCGAACGGUCUCCAGCCUGCAGUUUUCACCAGGCUAUGAUGGAAAGAAGUCAGGCAUCCCCACCAUCUCAUACCCAGAGUGGGAGGUCAAGAUCCCCUUAUGGUGGAGGCAGCAGUUCUCAGAAGGUAUCCACUCGUGAACAGUCUCCUGUUCGCAGUUUUCACCAGGCUAUGAUGGAAAGAAACCGGGCAUCACCACCAUCUCAUAGCCAGAGUGGUAGGUCAAGAUCCCCUUCUAAUGGCAGUGGCAGUAGUUUCCACACAGCAAUGGCAGAAAAAGGCCGUUCGUCAUCAAAUGAUGUCCAGCAGGAUCGAGGAAGAUCAACUGGAAGUGAACACGAGGACAGAGCAUAUAAUGAUGCGUCAAGAUCUCGUUUUGGAGAGGAAGAAGAGGAAGGCAUGAUUCCUGCUGAUGAGGAUGGCAUAAUACCACCAGAUGAUGAAGGCAUGUAUGGAGGGGCAGAUGGAAACUUCCAUUGUUCUUAGAUCAUAGCUUAUAACCUUAAUGAUGAUUUGAUAUAUUCCUGGUGCCAUCCUCUUCUCCUCUUCUUUUCUUUUUUUUUUUUUUUUCUGUUGGAAGUAGGUGUUGAAGUGUUAACAGAGGGAAGUGCUGGGAUGGAUAGAAACUAGUUGAUUUUUAGUGAUGCUCCACCUAGUUUUAAGGGUAAAAAAACCAAGGCAGGUGCAUCCUUUUGUCACUGAUUCCGUUGGUUGUUUUUUGGGGGGAAAGUAUGGGAAGUGUAUGUAUCACGAGGAUGAAAUGUAGUAUAAAGAUGAUGGAUAAUAUUUGUCUUGUAAUGUUUUUAUCACUCAGCAUAAUGAUAUAGAAAUCCUCGUCGGAUUGUGGAAUUCUGUGCUAA